GCUGUCGGGUCUCUCCCGGUGCCCGGGAUGGCGGAGGGCGGCCCGCGGCGGCUCCGCCCGUGGCUGCUGGCCCAGCUGCAGAGCGGGCGCUUCCCCGGUUUGCAGUGGGACGACGCGGCACGGACGGCGCUGCGGAUCCCGUGGGCGCACGGCGGGCGGAGCGGGGCUCGCGACGGGGCGGGGGCGGCGCUAUGCAGAGCAUGGGCGGAGUACAAGGGGCGGCUGCGGCCCGGGGACCCCCCCGACCCCGCGGGCUGGAAGACGCGGCUGCGCUGCGCCCUGGCCCGGAGCCCCGAGUUCCGGCAGCUGCCGGGGCGGGGCCGCUCCGACGGGCCCUGCCCAUACCGCGUGUACCGGGUGCUGCCCGCCCGCGAGCCAAAGCCCCCCAAGGGCCGGCAGAGCCAGAAGGAGGCGGGGCUGAGCCCUACAGAGCCCCUCCCACCGACCCCACCCCCAGAGAGCCAGGAUGGAACCACGGAUGAGGAAAAGCCCGCAGAGGCUCCGCCCCCAGAAGUGCUGCCCCUGCGCAUCGAGGUGGAGAGCGCAGAGCCCCUCCCCCCUGCAGAUGGGGACGCUGCGCUGCUGCUGCGGCUGCGCCGAGGCCCCGCCCAGGCCUGGCAGGGGGCGGCGCCUCCGGGCGAGUACCUGCUGAGCCCUCCCGGCCGCCAGGGGGCGCCGCCGCCGCCGCUGCCGCGAUUGGUGCUGCCGCUGCGGGCGGGGCCGGGGCUGCUGCUCAGCAGCGCCCCCCGGGGGCUCUUCCUGCGCCUGCGCCCCGGGCACGGCCCCGCCCCCGCCGUGGUGAGGGGGCCCCACGCCCCCCACGGGCCCCUCCAGCCGGGGGCGCUGCUGCAGCCGUUCGACAGCCAGCGCUUCCGGGAGGAGCUGGAGCUGCACCGGGCCGGGCUCGGGCCCCUCCCCCCGCACCGCGUGACCCUGGAGCUCCGCCCCCCCGAGGAGGGGGAGGGGCUGCUGCUG
This is a messenger RNA of Melozone crissalis (California towhee), 975 nucleotides long. Its product is annotated as interferon regulatory factor 9-like. The annotation marks the transcript as partial. Gene Ontology annotation, molecular function: protein binding; DNA-binding transcription factor activity, RNA polymerase II-specific; RNA polymerase II cis-regulatory region sequence-specific DNA binding. Gene Ontology annotation, biological process: immune system process; regulation of transcription by RNA polymerase II. The record is from RefSeq and is a predicted model, not a curated record. The transcript is spliced from 6 exons. NCBI's taxonomy places the organism in Eukaryota, Metazoa, Chordata, Aves, Passeriformes, Passerellidae. Gene Ontology annotation, cellular component: nucleus.